AUGACCAUGUCAGGAACCGCCAAGCCCUCUCCCCGCCGAGUCAAAUGCGACGAAGCCAAACCCAGCUGCCAACGCUGCGACCGCUCCAACCGCGUGUGCGAGGGAUACGCAACGCCAAGCAUCCCCUUCAAAGUCCCCGACAGCCAAGCCGAUCGGCAACUGCUGCACUUCUACUGCUGUCAAGCGGCCGAGGGUCUCUCGAGCCUCUCCGGCCCGACGCUGUGGACGCGCCUCAUCCUCCAGCGCUGCCACACCCAACCCAUCAUCCGCAAUGCACUCGUCACGCUGAGUGCCCUCUAUCAGGAUUACCACAGCCACAGCGGCCAGCUAACGAGCGAGGAGGGGGAGGGGGAUAGUCGCCCGCGACAACGACCUUCGCCCAGUGAUCUCCGGCUGAUCGCCCGAUCGCAUCGGCAGCUGCGCAUGCAUCUCUCCUCCCCGCAGGCCUCGUACGAAGUCGCCCUGAUCUGCGGGGUGCUCUUCUACGCCUUCGAGUCGCUAAUCGGACAGGCGGGCAACGCUAUCCGGCACCUGGAUCAGGCGUUAAUCCUGUUCCAACGGUACCGAGACCAUCCGUCUCCGCCGCAGACCGCGUGUGGGGUGGCGGAAGAUAUCCUCCCACAUCCGGGCGCUCUCCUGGGGCGACUGGACAUCCAAGCUACACCACAGAUAAGGCAUGUGUCGGGCGACCCCAACAACUACCCCGAAACGAUCCUUGUUAGUCUCCAGGCACGACUCCUGCGGCACCUGCUCGUGCAUCUCCCCAACAAGAACGUACCACUCAUCAAUCUCCCGCUGGAGAUAUGUCAGGAGCGAUUAGCGCUCGACGCUGCCUUCCGGGCCUUCCUCCACUCCAUCACUCACGCACCUCUACCCAGAGACCCAAAAGUCAGACAGCAUCUGCUCCUCUUACGGAUUCAAGCGCAGCUGUUCCACAGUGUUCUACUAGAGAACAUGCAUAGCAUACCGAGUGCAACUUCAUCAUCCGUUGCCACAGAUUCUGCGCUAAGCGCCGCUCUGAGCGAUAUGGCCAUGCUCCUCGGCGAGUCUAACAUCGGCGGCGGGGGCGAAAGUCACCCUCCAGAUUCCCGAUCAAGUCAAGAUGCUCCACCUGGAUUCACGCUCACCACGCAGCUCAUCGCAGGGCUCUACGUCGUCUGCCUGAAAAGCAGCGAUCCCGUCACGGUGAACACGGCACUAUCCCUGCUACAAAACCCGCGACUGCCCCGACGGGAUGGACUCUGGGAUGCAAGCGUGGUGACCAGAGUCGUGGAGAGGCUGAAGGGCACAGCGGAACGCACUAUUGAGAUCAUGAUCGAAGGGCCAGACAGUCCCGAUAGUGCGAAACACUCCUCCACCCCGGCCAUCAUCUCAGGUCCUGGAACAUCGCUUGGGCGGUUGCCAAACCUUUCUCAAAACCGAUCAAGCAAGUAG
Messenger RNA from Aspergillus japonicus CBS 114.51, 1434 nucleotides. RefSeq names its product Zn(II)2Cys6 transcription factor domain-containing protein. Gene Ontology annotation, biological process: regulation of DNA-templated transcription. Gene Ontology annotation, molecular function: zinc ion binding; DNA-binding transcription factor activity, RNA polymerase II-specific. The coding region runs from base 1 to 1434 and encodes 477 amino acids. NCBI's taxonomy places the organism in Eukaryota, Fungi, Ascomycota, Eurotiomycetes, Eurotiales, Aspergillaceae. The transcript has 5 exons. The record is from RefSeq and is a predicted model, not a curated record.